AUGGUUCUCUUCCAAAUGGAGACAGAGGACGCAGAAAAAGCAGAUUUGCUCUGUACAAACGACCCAAACCUAACGGAGUCAAGCCCAGCACCGUGCAUGUUAUUUCCACUCCCCAAGCUUCCAAGGGUAUUUUUAAUGAGUCCUCUGUACUGACAGACACAGUGACAGAAACGACACUGAACUCUGAAUCUCAUGGGCCAACUAGAUUGAAAAUGACAGCUCUGGCGGUCAGCUGUAAGGGGCAACAUAGUAUCUCCUACACCUUGUCCAGGAACCAGACUGUGGUAGUGGAGUACACACAUGACAAGGACACAGACAUGUUUCAGAUCGGGAGGUCCACAGAAAGCCCCAUUGACUUUGUUGUGACCGACACUGUUUCUGGUAGUCAGAGUAAUGAUGAGACUCAAAUCACCCAAAGCACCAUCUCCAGAUUUGCAUGUAGGAUAGUUUGCGACAGAAGUCCUCCAUAUACUGCACGGAUUUAUGCAGCAGGAUUUGAUUCAUCUAAAAACAUAUUCCUUGGAGAGAAAGCUGCGAAGUGGAAAAAUCCUGAUGGUCACAUGGAUGGGCUGACAACUAAUGGAGUGUUAGUGAUGCAUCCACGAGGAGGAUUUACAGAGGAGUCUAAACCUGGAGUGUGGCGGGAAAUUUCUGUUUGCGGUGAUGUAUACACACUAAGGGAAACACGAUCAGCUCAGCAAAGAGGAAAACUGGUGGAGAAUGAAACUAAUGUUCUUCAAGAUGGUUCCCUCGUUGAUCUCUGCGGAGCAACGCUUCUGUGGAGAACGGCAGAUGGCCUGUUCCAUACGCCUACUCAAAAACACAUUGAGGCUCUUCGACAGGAGAUAAAUGCUGCUAGACCACAGUGCCCGGUUGGGCUUAAUACUUUAGCAUUUCCCAGCAUCAAUCGCAAGGAUGUCGUAGAAGAGAAACAGCCUUGGGCGUAUCUCAGCUGUGGCCAUGUUCACGGUUACCACAAUUGGGGACAUCGCAGUGACACAGAAGCCAAUGAGCGAGAGUGCCCCAUGUGCAGAACAGUUGGUCCAUAUGUGCCUCUUUGGCUAGGUUGCGAGGCUGGAUUUUACGUGGACGCAGGCCCUCCAACGCAUACAUUUAGCCCAUGUGGACACGUGUGUUCUGAGAAAACAGGAAAAUACUGGUCACAGAUUCCGUUACCACAUGGUACUCAUGCAUUCCAUGCAGCAUGCCCUUUCUGUGCUAUACAGCUCAAUGGAGAACAGGGCAUCAUUAAACUAAUUUUCCAGGGACCAAUUGACUGAUGUGGAAUUGGAGGAGAACACAAAGAAAAAGAAAAUCCUUUUUAGGGGGAAAUACUGUGAAAAUGAUCUGCCACUGUUGCUCGAUGAUUGGCAUCACCAUUUGUUUUGGAAGGGUAGGGACGCUAGAGAUUGCAGGAACACAAGGUACUUCUGAUGUACUUCUGAGAACAAUUCAGAAAUUUCAGUAGGUGCAGGAUUCGGAGGAGUCAUUUUUAAAAGCUACUACUUUAAAAUAGAAAAAAAAUCCCUUUAUUCUAACCUAUUUUGCUACACUGUGCCCUUUGUAUAGUUUUAUAAUUUAUAUGAUUUUAAUAUAUUAUGUAUAUACUGUACUUGAAUUGGCCUGUCCAAAUAUAGCUGUAAAUUAUUUUAUGGCUGUUACGUAAUCUAAGCAGGUGAAGUAUUUCCUUUCUUUAGACAUGUUCUUUUCUUCAGUAAAGGCAUUCGGCAAUGAUUCAACGUCAGUUGGCUUCAUUUCUCUGGUGUGCACACGUAAAUGUUGAGCAGUUAAGUUUCUACUCCAGAGAUCACUAAAUGCUGAGAUAUUCUUUUUCAAAACUUUGCAAAUCUUUUUUCAAAGAAAUGUUCCUGAAAUUCAAAGCAAUGUUGCAUUUUGCAUCGGAUUGUUGAAUGAUAUAAUUAGGAGCGGCCCCUAAUCCUUCCCCCCAUCUCUCUCACAGAACAGAAAAGAAAACUGUUACAAAUUAACCGAAAAUGAAAAUAAGACUAUCAAUUUCCAUUUUGUGCAACAAUUUUCUCUCAAGUUCCUGUGACAUCUUUUUGUGUGUGAUGUUACAUACUUUUUUAGAAUACCAAUAAUUGCUGCUGGAUUCCAGUCUAUUGGCUCUGUGAUGUUCAGUAUACUGCUUAGUUCUGCUGUGCAGUGUUAUUACCCAAAUCUUCUAUCUUCCACCCCUUUGAGAUCAGUUUACAUUAUUGCACCAAACUACCAAAAGAAGUCAGGAGCAACUCGAGGUGGAAAAGUCAUUGAUUUGAUUUACGUUGUGAUCAGUAAUGGUUUCCUUAUUUGGUUCACUAAUCCUAGGGUAGAUUGUACUUAAUAUUACUGAACAGUAUGGAAAAUCAAUGCCACCAGAGCUGUGGAUUAACCCUAAAGCAAGUUGUGAUAAACUGGAAUGUUUGCAAAGUCAAAUUGUAGAAAAACUAUCCAGGAUUCAAAAUUCUCUUAACAAUUGUCUUGUAAUGAAAGUAUUUAUUUAUAAUACAAACAUAACUUUUUUUUAGACCACUCAUUUUGAAAUGUUUUUUUUCGUAAAUGUUUGGAGAAGACAUUCGCAAAAACUAAGUUGUAACUUGCGGUUUAAUGCAUCUCUGUUAAAAUUAGUAUGAAAGUAACCUGGGAUAAGCUAUAAUUCGUGACACAAUCAAACCAUUUACAUUGCUUCCUCCCACACAUCCCCCUCCCCCCACCCCACCACCUAUUGUGUUUACUUCGGGGUGGUUUUGGUGAAUGCAAAAAUCACUGUCACCCUCACCAAGUCCUUGCCUGAAACAGUUUGUUUUGAAACUCUCAGUCCUAUAAGUGAAAUAUUGACCUAUUUUAAUUUAUAAAAUUUGUUUUGGUAUUAUGUAAGAUGCUUGCAGUUAUGAUGUCUUGAAUUCCGAACACAGACUUUAUAGGUUGGGUGGCACCGACUUCCUUUAAAUAUAUUACAACUGUGCUAUUUUAUUUGCUUAUUGUGUACAGAAUAUUUUUAAGGAUGCUUCAUGUUGUAAGCAUUUGGCUUGAAUAUUACCAUGUACAUUCAUCAUGUGCUUCAGGUCUUGACGAUUGUCCAUGUUUUCUAUUGCACCCUGUUGAUUUCAUGAGUCAAGUGACAAGAUUUUACCCUAACGAAUGAAUCAUUUUUUUUUAACCUUUUAUCACUACCCUUGGCACUUUUCGGUACAACUGAAACUGAUUACUUGCACAAAAAUUCAGGUGAAUUUACGAUCAUUCACUCAUCAUGCUACAAGAAGUUACAAAGUCAUUUGUAAUGUAGCCAUUGGGUUUCUUGUUAAAAGCAAAUUUACAAAACUAACAGCAUUCUUGCCUCCAUCCUUUUUUAAAAUCGAUACUGUAUGCAUUUAUUCCCACUGUUACUAAUGGAGUAUUUUACCAAAGUAUUAAACGCUCAACUACGUAUGCUAUGAUAGAUUUUGCUGGCAAAAUUACAGGAAAUAAAAGCAUUAGAGAAUAAUCUUGCGGAAGAAAUUCAUCCUACUUAUUAAAUUGUUACUCUUAUGCGCAUUUGUCAACCUUGUCACAUGACUUUCACCUAACUCAAUCUGUAACCUUUGUUUACUAGUUUAAAGAACACAAAUAAUAUUCUCAGUGGAAAUAUGGCCUUUUUGAGUGUUUUCAUCAAUUGUCACACCAGAUGUUAAUUUCUAUCCAUAUACAGAAUGAAGGGCUUUCUGAUUUAAGUUUUCAGACCAUUGCCUCAAGGUGUGUGUGCCAUUGAGAUUUCUCUAGUUAAAAUGUAGUAGCUUUACAUAAGGCUGGUUUGGAAAUAAUUUUGCUGGUGCCUCAAAUGCUAACUGAUUUCUUGUGAUGUAUUAUCACUUGCUAAUAAAGGCAUUUCCAGAAAUA
Messenger RNA from Callorhinchus milii (elephant shark), 3873 nucleotides. RefSeq names its product E3 ubiquitin-protein ligase pellino homolog 2. The record is from RefSeq and is a predicted model, not a curated record. Gene Ontology annotation, biological process: regulation of Toll signaling pathway; protein polyubiquitination. Gene Ontology annotation, molecular function: protein binding; ubiquitin protein ligase activity. The transcript is spliced from 6 exons. Lineage: Eukaryota; Metazoa; Chordata; Chondrichthyes; Chimaeriformes; Callorhinchidae. The coding region runs from base 213 to 1280 and encodes 355 amino acids.